Molecule: messenger RNA, 739 nt
Organism: Arvicola amphibius (Eurasian water vole)
Lineage: Eukaryota; Metazoa; Chordata; Mammalia; Rodentia; Cricetidae
Gene: Mrps12
Product: mitochondrial ribosomal protein S12
Exons: 3
Coding region: 97-513 (138 amino acids)
Biological process (GO): translation
Cellular component (GO): small ribosomal subunit; ribosome
Molecular function (GO): structural constituent of ribosome
Source: RefSeq, a predicted model, not a curated record
GCCAGUCACGAAAGAGAGUGCCCGGAAGGGGCUGGAGAUAGGGUUUAGCGUGUGUGCGACCCUGCUAGGUUGGUGAGGGACGCUGCAGGCGGUGAGAUGUCCUUGACCGGCCUUCUCCGCGGCCUCACCACGCCCCUCAGUCGUGGCCUGGCCCUAGGUCCCCAGCUCUGGGCCACACGUUCCAUGGCCACCCUGAACCAGAUGCACCGCUUAGGCCGCCCGAAGGAACCCCCUAAACGUCUGGGUCCCACAGAGGGCCGGCCCCAGCUGAAGGGUGUGGUGUUACGCACAUUCAUCAGAAAGCCGAAGAAGCCCAACUCCGCCAACCGCAAGUGCUGCCGAGUGCGCCUCAGCACAGGCAGAGAGGCUGUCUGCUUCAUCCCCGGGGAGGGCCACACCCUGCAGGAGCACCAUGUGGUCCUCGUGGAGGGCGGUCGGACCCAAGACCUGCCUGGGGUUAAACUCAAAGUUGUGAGGGGCAAGUAUGACUGUGGCCACGUGCAAAAGAAGUGACCGUGAUUGACAGUGGCCAGUCACUGGGUCCCCGGAAACCGCUUCUUGCUCUAGGGACUCUUGCUCUUGGACUCAAAUCUUGCUCCGACUCAUCAAGACUGCUAUAAAUCUGCCAGAGUUCUGGAGGUGAACUGGAAGGAAGCGCCGCCCUUCUGCCCACCUCCUUGCAAGCUCAUUGCUGGGUGGGAGUUGAAUAAACACCUGCAGUUUGUGGUGUCGCCCUUCA